UCUCUUGCUAUCAAGUAUCCACACCGCCGCCAUGACGCAGUGUAAAGCUUUAACAACGCCAGACACGAUGUGGACCUUUUGUCCCUCGAUUGGUGCUGCGUACUUGUUCACCGUGCUUUUCGCUCUGACGACUCUCGCCCACCUCGCACAGGCGAUUCUUCACCGCAAAUUCUACUCCUGGGUGAUCGUCAUGUCCGGUCUCAUCCAGACAGUGACCUACAUUUUCCGCAUUCUCAGCAUCCUGCAUCCUGCCAGCUAUACAGACUACGCGGCAUGGUUCGUGCUCAUCCUUAUUGCGCCUCUCUGGACCAACGCCUUCGUUUAUAUGAUCAUGGGCCGCAUGGUGUGGAACUUCACCGAUGACGCGCGCGUCCUCCGCGUGCGACCCUGGCAUUUCGGUCUUUUCUUUGUGGCUCUAGAUAUAAUUGCAUUCAUCGUCCAAGUCUACGGAGCCGCCCAAGCAGCCGGCAACAACGUCUCCUACAGCACGGAGAUGACGGGCUUGCACAUCUACAUGGCCGGCGUGGGCGUGCAGCAGUUUUUCGUCCUCGUGUUCGUGGUCUGUGCCGUGGCCUUCCACCGUACGUUGCUCCAGCAGCGGCGCUCGGACGCAAAGAAGGCAUUACUUCUUCUCUAUGUGCUUUAUGCAUGUCUUGCCCUGAUCACUAUGCGGAUCAUCUUCCGACUGUGUGAGUAUGCGCAGGGCCUGAACAGCAAAAUUCCCGCCCAUGAAGCUUAUCAGUACUGCCUGGACUCCUUGCCGAUGCUGUCGGCGCUGGUGCUGCUCAAUGUGGUGCACCCAGGUCGGAUCAUGCCGGGUAAGGGCAGUGAUAUGCCGAGUCGAAAGCAGCGUAAGAAGAUGGGUGUGACUAGUAAAGGGAAGAUGCCGAAUGAUGACGUGGUUCGCUUGAGGGAGUGCUGA
Molecule: messenger RNA, 922 nt
Organism: Aspergillus japonicus CBS 114.51
Lineage: Eukaryota; Fungi; Ascomycota; Eurotiomycetes; Eurotiales; Aspergillaceae
Product: RTA1 domain-containing protein
Exons: 4
Coding region: 32-922 (296 amino acids)
Cellular component (GO): membrane
Source: RefSeq, a predicted model, not a curated record